AUGGGUACUCGUGGCAGUGUAGCCGAAUGGUUAGCGUGUCAAGCUACCGUCCUACACUGUCGCGGUUCGACUCCCGCUGAAGCAAACUUGCCCAUGCCUGGGGACGUAUCGACUCCGCCUGCCUGCGGGUCGUCUAGAGAGCGUCUACAAGGCGUUGAGUUGUGCGGCGUCUCGAGAACUCUGCCUGCCGGUCUGGGUCAGUUCAGCCAGUGGGCGCGCCUCGAACUAACUUCCUCGACUCUGCGGUCGAGCAUCUGA
Molecule: messenger RNA, 258 nt
Organism: Protopolystoma xenopodis
Lineage: Eukaryota; Metazoa; Platyhelminthes; Monogenea; Polystomatidea; Polystomatidae
Source: the annotation of a GenBank genome assembly